GGGAACGACUCGGAAUCAUGGUCGACGAAGCCAUGGCCUACCUGACGGAUGCGGUAUUCGAGCCUGAGCUCAAGCGAGGUUCCGGCCUUGACCCGAGUUGGUACGAGGAUGGAGUCGAGCUCGUCGUGGUCGACGAUGGAUCAAGGGACGAUACGGCCAGGAUAGCUAUCGACCUAGCGAGCCGAUGGGAGAAGAAGUUACAAGCUAGGAGAGCCGCCACGGAUGAGAAGCGAAACUGGCCCGAGGUGGACAUGCGAGUAAUCAAGCUGGAACGAAACCGUGGAAAGGGAGGAGCCGUGCGGCAUGGAGUCCUCUUCGCUCGAGGUCGACGGAUCCUCUUUGCCGAUGCCGACGGUGCAUCCCGUUUCUCCGACCUCACCUCGCUACAACUCGCCAUGGACGCCCUGCUCGACGCGAGCGCUUCGUCCGUUAAAGGCCCGAACGGACACGCUAGGAGAAGAUCCAUGGACGGUGUCUUCGGCAAACAGUCUUUAAAGGGGGAUUUGGUCGGGCAUGCGAUGGUCGCUGGGAGCCGGGCUCAUCUUGAGAAGAGUCAGGCGGUCGUACAGCGGAGCUUUGUAAGAAACUUGCUGAUGCACGGUUUUCACGUCUUCGUAAGGACGAUGGGCGUGAGCGGGAUUCGCGAUACGCAGUGCGGUUUCAAGCUCUUCACACGGGAAACAGCCCGUGUCUUGUUCCCGACGAUGCAUCUCCAUCGCUGGUCUUUCGACGUCGAGCUCUUGCUGCUCGCUUCACUCGUCGGCAUCCCCGUCGCAGAGGUCCCGAUAGACUGGCACGAGGUUGCAGGUAGCAAGAUUAGCGUCGGUUGGGAUGGGAUCGGGAUGGCCAGGGAUCUUCUGGUCCUGCGGGGCAACUUGUUGGCGGGUAGAUGGAAAGUACCACGGGUUGUAAAAGCAUCGCCUUUGAGCAAAGAUCAGGAAUAAGCAUCGCAUGUCAUAUUCAAGACGACUUCGGUGACGGCGGGGGAGGUAUUCCGGACACACCAUAGAAUCUUAGAAACACACCAUAGGGUUCACUAGUAGUAUCACCUUUAGAAAACCCCCAUUGAGCAAGCCUCCCGUCCGUCACUCUGUUCCUGGCACCGGCUGCAAUAGCUUGUACAUAGGUAUUACUGCUUCGGGAUAGGGGUUAGGUCCAGGCAAACGGACUUGUGCUUCUCGCGAUAUCUACACACUGUUAC
This is a messenger RNA of Filobasidium floriforme, 1201 nucleotides long. Its product is annotated as nucleotide-diphospho-sugar transferase. The transcript is spliced from 4 exons. Gene Ontology annotation, cellular component: endoplasmic reticulum membrane. The record is from RefSeq and is a predicted model, not a curated record. The coding region runs from base 18 to 944 and encodes 308 amino acids. NCBI's taxonomy places the organism in Eukaryota, Fungi, Basidiomycota, Tremellomycetes, Filobasidiales, Filobasidiaceae.